This is a messenger RNA of Periconia digitata, 1899 nucleotides long. The record is from the annotation of a GenBank genome assembly. Lineage: Eukaryota; Fungi; Ascomycota; Dothideomycetes; Pleosporales; Periconiaceae.
CACAUUCUUCGCGCCGCCAUGUCCAAAAACACGAGCAGCAAGGGGAAACCCAAACCUGGCUCAAAACCCACAGGCGCCCGUAGCCGCAACACCACCCCACUGCCCAACGUGCGUACUUCGGUAGAACCCCCCACCGCCUCGGCCAGCUAUUUCAGCAAACCCUUGACCGCCCUGGGCCGGAAAUGCGAUGUCACCGUCGAGGAGAUUCUGGACCGCGCGCCAUCAAACAACCAGCAGGUUCCCUCGGGCACUGCCCUUAUCAGCAUGCGCGAGUCUAUUGAGACCAAAGUCCUAGCCAACGUCCAAAAGCGCAGUGAUGUCUCCAACAGCGCUCUUCGCGAGCUGCAAAGUCUUAAGAAGAACAACCGCUCUUCGCACGAUCGCGACAAGGAGAGGACCCCGAAGAAGGACCCCGAGGACCAUAAGCACAAGCUGAAGAAGCAGGGCAAAAGGGCCCCCGAAGACGAGCGUCCGUUGGCUGUGGGCGCUCACGCCGUGGCCAGGCAGGAUGGCGAACCCACCAAAGACAACUCAUCUACUAUAUCCUCUCCCAUCUCGCAAGCUCCUCCAUCAGCUACUGGCACCGGCCCCGCCGACCCUCCUUCGCCUUCCAACUCGGAUGCCUCACAUCAACCCCCACCCGCAGUCAAGAUUGUCCAGAUGCAGACUUUCGGCCCCGACCCUUCCAAAUUCGACGAUCCUACCAUAUACCACAUUCGCGAUGUCGAGCCAGGCAUGCCUGACGACUUGGUCAAAGAGAUAUAUUGCGUCGCCGGCUACCCUUCUACGGAUCUCUACGACAAGCGGCCUGGUACUCCCCCAGACAAGGAUUUCUCGAGCGCAAAACCUACCAAUCAAGUCAGCGCGUCGGUCUUUGCAAAUUAUGUCGAGCCUUAUAUCCGCCCUCUGACCGAGGAGGACGUGGCUUUUCUCAAGGAAAGAGGGGAUCGCAUGGGGCCAUUUGUCCUACCCCGUCGAGGCAACAGAUCAUACAAGGAUAUAUGGGCCGAGGAGGACGGUCAAAUGCACAUUGAUACAAAUGAACGGCACCUUCCAAAUGAAUCGCGUGGUUCGUAUGACGAUAUGAGAGACGACAUAUUGGAGAAAGAAGAGAUCUCAACUGGACCUCUACUUGCCCGUCUACUUAGCACGCUGCGGCCCGAGGGUCGUGGCACCUCUAUCAAUCCCAACGAUGCCAACGGCAUCAACGGCGACGCAAUGGACAUUGACGAAGGACCCAGCGCACCCGCCGAUGCGACCAAUAACAACUCCAUCCCUGCCGCAACCCAACUCCCCGAAUUCGCCCUACCCGGCUGGAAAGCCCCGCCCACAAAUGGUCGCACCGACUACGCCACGCUUGAGGAGCGCAUGCUCAUGGAACUCAAGCACUAUGGCAUGAUCUCAGACACGGACACAGAAACUGCGGCCUACGACUCGCACUUUGACGAUGAAGUCGCCGCCCGCCUCCGCUUCUUACAAAACGAACUCCGCAAACAAUCCAUCGUCAACGGCGCUCGCAAACAGCGGCUCCUUGAACUCACAGAGGAACGUAUCGCUCAGCAGGAAUACAACACUAUCGCCGAUGAUCUCGAUAACCAACUCAAUUCCGCAUACCUUAAACGCAACCGCAAUAUUGGGAAGGGCAAGAAGCAGGCUAAACGCCCCGGUGGCGCGGGCGGAGGCAGCCACGCUGCAGCUAACGCUGGUAUCAGCAGACCGGGUGUUGGCGAGCCUAUUCGCACACUCAUGGAGCGCAAGACGCAGUGGAACAACACCAUUGGGCCCGUGGUGAACUACGGAAAGACGGGAUUGCCGGGUGAGAGCAUCUUCGAGGAAGAGCAAAUGAAGAGAUUGGAGAGCCGCGAGGUCGAGAUUUGGAAUAAUGAGGCGGAUGAAUAG